Pelobates fuscus (common spadefoot toad) is the source of this 1710-nucleotide messenger RNA. Its product is annotated as toll-like receptor 13. Bases 1 to 1710 code for a protein of 569 amino acids. Lineage: Eukaryota; Metazoa; Chordata; Amphibia; Anura; Pelobatidae. Gene Ontology annotation, cellular component: plasma membrane. Gene Ontology annotation, molecular function: protein binding; transmembrane signaling receptor activity. The record is from RefSeq and is a predicted model, not a curated record. Gene Ontology annotation, biological process: inflammatory response; toll-like receptor signaling pathway; immune response. The transcript has a single exon.
AUGGAGCUUCUCUACCUUAAUAUAUCAUUCAACUUUAUAACAUCAUUAGAAGAAGGACAAUUUGCUUGUCAAAAAAAUCUAAAAAUGUUGGAUCUGAGUAACAAUCAAAUUGCUGAUAUAAGAAACUGUACAUUUUGUGGUUUAAAGGUACUGGAAGUUUUACAUUUGGACUAUAACUACAUUUACAUGAUUCAAGAAUAUGCCUUUUCAGAUCUAUUUGCUUUAAAACAGUUACAUUUGUAUGGCAAUCAGUUAAAUUCAAUAGAUGAGUGGGCAUUUUAUGAUCUACAUCAAAUAGAAGAGCUUACACUUACUUUUACAUACGAUGUAGAAGAAAUUUGGUGGUCAAAACAUAUUGCUAAUACGCUAAAUAAACUUUCGCUAAAAACCACAAAUACAUAUAUCACGCUGUUAUAUGAGAAUUUCAACAAUUUGUUUCACUUAGAAAACCUAGAAUUAGAUGCCCAAUAUUUAUAUGUUGACAUUUGUGAGUAUUUCCCCUUUCAUAGAAUAAAGGAGUUGCAUUUAUUAAAUAACAUUGUUUUUGACUGCAUGGAUGCAACACUGCCAGUACUGGGCAAUUUCAUAAAUCUUGAAAAACUAUAUUACAGAGCAUAUUAUACCGAGCCUUUAGAAAUGACGGUCACAAUCAAUUCAUCAUUAAGAUAUUUAGAAAAACUUGAAUUUCUUUGCUUAGAUAAUACACAAAAAUUUGCAGAAAAUUUACUCAUAAACCCAUAUGAGUUAUUUCAGGGCUUAGUAAACCUUAAGACUUUACAAUUGAUAAAUUCAGGAUUGGAAUAUUUUACCUCCAAUAUGAUGUUUAAUGAUUUAAAAUCUGUGAUAUUUUUACUCAUAGAAAAUCAAAAUAUAAAGGACAUAAAAGCUGAGGCAUUUUCCCCAAUGAGUAACUUAAACUAUAUUUAUUUAUAUGAUACAACCUUAGCAUGUAACUGUCAGCUAAAUUGGUUUAAUCAGUGGCUCCUGUAUAACAAGCAAGUUUCAUUCAUUGAUUUCUAUGAUCAGAAGUGUUUGGUUAGAGCAAAAAAGUCUGACUCCACAUUGUCAACGUUCUUAGAUAGCUGUACAACAGAUUUGCAAUUUACACUUUUUAUAGCUUCAUUUGUAGGCAUGGUACUGUUUAUAUUGAUAAUUCUCUUUCAUGAAAGCAUUUGGUGGUAUACCCUAUAUUUAUUCUAUACAGUGAAAUGUUGGCUGAAUCGCCGGAAAGAAGACGAACAAUACAAGUAUGAUGUAUUUGUUUCCUAUAAUACCACUAAUGAACAGUGGAUAACAGAGGAGUUACUUCCCAAUCUGGAAAACAAUGGUCCCCCUUUUUUUAAAGUGUGCAUCCAUAAUCGGGAUUUUGAGAUUGGCAGAGACAUAGUUGAGAAUAUAGUGGACAGUAUCUAUAAAAGCAGGUGGACUAUCUGCCUUAUUACACAUAGUUACCUACAAAGUUAUUGGUGCUCCCUAGAGUUGCGAAUGGCAACUUACAAACUUGUAGCAGAGAAUAAUAAUUCUCUCAUAUUGAUAUUCCUUGAUAAGAUCUCCAAGGAAGAGAUUCCAUGCUAUCACAGACUGACCAAACUGUUAGAUAAAAAAACCUACUUGGAAUGGCCAGAAGAUCCUAAUGGACAGAAGUUAUUUUGGGCAAGAUUACGUAAAGUAAUUGGUAUUCAUGUUGAGAAAGAUCAUGAUGAGCUGUAA